Anoplophora glabripennis (Asian longhorned beetle) is the source of this 964-nucleotide messenger RNA. Its product is annotated as motile sperm domain-containing protein 1-like. Bases 203 to 841 code for a protein of 212 amino acids. The record is from RefSeq and is a predicted model, not a curated record. Gene Ontology annotation, cellular component: cytoplasm. The transcript has 4 exons. Lineage: Eukaryota; Metazoa; Arthropoda; Insecta; Coleoptera; Cerambycidae.
GCAAAUAAUUACAUAUAUGUGUUUAUGAUAUAAGAAAUUUCGUAUUAUAAUGAUGUUUUUUAUUUUUUUGAGAUAAAUGAUUCAUGUAAUUACACUUGAAAUUUGUCAUUUGCAGUACGUUUUAUCAAAGGUCAACAGCUGUUUUGUGUCAAAACCAAAACACCAAACAGAAGUAAAAUAGAUAUCACAAUUACAAAAGAAAAUGAGUUUAAAUAUUAAAAAAAUUCCAGUUUUUGUGUUUCCAAAUUCGCUUAAAUUUUAUUUAGGAUCAAAAGCUUCUCACAAGCAGUUGUUAACUCUUUACAAUCCAUAUGAUUUUCCAGUAAGAUUUAAAGUUUUAAGCACUGCACCAAACAAAUAUGCUGUGAUAGAUCCAGAAGGAAGUAUAGGACCACGUACGCUCGUUGAUAUAGUAAUAAGGCAUACUAUGCCCACAAUUGCUAAUUGUAAUUUUACAGAUAAAUUUAGAAUUUCUAUGCAGGACCACACUACCAAACAGAUACUUGGUAAAAGGGAAAUAGAUGCAAUUUUGCUUCAGGGCGAAAGAGACGAUUUAUCCAGUGAUGGAGACUUUCACAGUGUUCCAUUCAUAGAGAGGCCUAGUACAAGCGAAGACCAAAGGAUUUUUGUAACAAACAGAUCACUGCCUGUAACACAUUCGACUAAUUACGUUAUAGCCAUCGUUAUAGGAUUAGUGUGUGUAGUAACGUUGUUAUUACCUACUCAGCAAGAAGUACCUCACCCUUCCAAUAUACCAACAUAUCUUCACGUGAGCGUGAAUUUUAAGUUAGUGCUAGCUUAUGUCCUUGGAUUAGUCAGUAUGGUAAUAUUUAAACCUUGAACAAAAUGUAGCUUAUGAUUCUUGUGACGAUUUUCGUAUGUAAAAUUUGGUGAUAUAUUAUUUAAUUGUAUAAUAAGUGAUUGGUGUGUUUUAUAUUUAUUCAGAUGGUUUAUUUUGUUACAU